AUGCUCUCCAGAUACUCUCGGAAGCUGCAAGGGCAGCGUGUGUUGGUCCUCGGAGGUACCUCCGGCAUUGGAUUUUGCGUGGCUCAAGGCGCUCUCGAGCAAGGCGCUGUGGUCAUCAUCUCCGGAUCUAAGCAAGACAAAAUCGACAGUAAGAUGAGAGAGCUCGAGGCGUCCUAUCCGGAAGCACAAGGCCGCAUCCUUGGCAAAGCAUGCGAUCUUGCCAACCUGCAGAGCCAGGAAGGCAACCUCGUCGCCCUGUUAGACUUCGCUACCGAGAACAAGACCAAAAAGCUCGACCACAUCGCAUAUACCGCUGGCACGGGCGUGUUUAAUCCUGCAUUCUCUGACCUCACUGUCGAGAUGGUCUGCGACGCGCAACGCAUGCGUGUCUUUGCACCGUUGAUGCUGAUGAAGCACGCCGAGACCUACUUGAACAAGUCUCCAGCAUCAUCGCUGACCUUUACCAGCGGCGAGGGUACAUACCGACCACAACCAGGUUGGACGUUGAUGAUCAUGAUUGGCGGAAUGUUUGAUGGCUUAGUACGCUCCGGGGCGGUGAACCUUGCCCCGAUCCGCGUCAACUGCGUUGCUCCUGGUGCAGUCAUGACUGAGCUCUGGGGCGGCGGCCAGAUGCCAUCGGAGGAGCAAGCAAAAUUGGUCGCGGAUCGUGUGGGGCCGAAAACGUUGACUGGGCAGAUCGGGAUGCCAGAAGAUGUUGCUGAGGCGUACCUUUACUUCAUGAAAGAUCGCAACGCGACGGGCAGGGUGCACGUGAGCGAAGGUGGGAGUCUGUUGAAGUAG
Messenger RNA from Cyphellophora europaea CBS 101466, 801 nucleotides. RefSeq lists its product as uncharacterized. The record is from RefSeq and is a predicted model, not a curated record. NCBI's taxonomy places the organism in Eukaryota, Fungi, Ascomycota, Eurotiomycetes, Chaetothyriales, Cyphellophoraceae. The transcript has a single exon. Gene Ontology annotation, molecular function: oxidoreductase activity. Bases 1 to 801 code for a protein of 266 amino acids.